Molecule: messenger RNA, 2084 nt
Organism: Notothenia coriiceps (black rockcod)
Lineage: Eukaryota; Metazoa; Chordata; Actinopteri; Perciformes; Nototheniidae
Gene: pm20d1.2
Product: peptidase M20 domain containing 1, tandem duplicate 2
Exons: 13
Coding region: 62-1630 (522 amino acids)
Biological process (GO): amino acid metabolic process; lipid metabolic process
Molecular function (GO): metallocarboxypeptidase activity; hydrolase activity, acting on carbon-nitrogen (but not peptide) bonds, in linear amides
Source: RefSeq, a predicted model, not a curated record
AUUCAGUUUCAGUCACUGCAAAGAGUCGCAGUGAACGAUUUCCGCCGUCAUAACAGACAACAUGACAGAAUCGGGGCAAAAGUUAAACAUAUUCAAGUUUUUAAAGAUCGUUAUUAGUAGUUUCUUCAUAGCUGCACUGCUGUUAUUUACUAUAGCAUCUAUCAGGACUCUUUCACUGGACGUUAAUGUCGGACUUCAACUCGCACGAUGGGAAAAGACGAAUAACCUCUCGCUUGUCAUAGACCACCACCAGAGAGAGGAGCUUCUUGCUAAUUUUAAAGAGGCUAUCCGGAUCCCCACGGUGUCUUUCUCAGAGAAGGAGAGCAACACCACGGCGCUGCUUCAGUUUGACAGGCUCCUCCGAAAAGUUUUCCCAACAGUUUUCUCUUCAAGCUUGGUUCACCAUGAAUUGGUGGCCAACUACAGCCACCUGUUUUGGGUGCAAGGAUCACAGCAUGACCUGGUGCCAUACCUGCUGCUCGCUCACAUCGAUGUAGUACCUGCCUCAGAAGCAGAUGGCUGGGAGGCGCCACCAUUUUCUGCCCAGGAAAUAGAUGGCUUCAUCUAUGGAAGAGGGACCAUAGACGACAAGAGCCCUGUAAUGGGUAUACUCCAGGCACUAGAGUACUUGCUGAAAAAAGGCUAUGCUCCACGCAGAGGAUUUUACAUUGGUCUUGGUCAUGAUGAAGAAGUCAGUGGUUUCAAGGGGGCGAUGAACAUAGUGCGUAUAAUGAAGCAGCGUGGUGUGCAGCUUUCGUUUGUCCUGGACGAGGGCCUGGCUGUACUUGACGGAGUCAUCAGUGGUCUUCAAGGACCUGCUGCGCUAAUUGGAAUCAGUGAAAAAGGUUCAGCGACUGUAAAGCUUAGUGUGUCUAUGGUCCCUGGUCACUCCUCGAUGCCUCCUCCUGAGUCCACUAUUGGGAUCUUGGCUGCAGCAGUCAAAAGACUAGAGGACAACCCUAUGCCGAGAUUAUUUGGUCAUGGGCCUGAACGCGAAACAUUUGAGCACCUGGCGCAAAAGUUCGGGCUCCCAAUGAAGUUCAUAAUGUCAAAUUUGUGGCUGUUCGCCCCACUUCUUGGCAGGAUACUUGAAAGAAAACCAGACACUAAUGCUUUUGUAAGGACAACUACAGCAGUCACCAUGUUUAAUGCUGGAGUUAAGGUGAAUAUCAUCCCUUCCCUCGCUGAAGCGUAUGUAAAUCUACGAAUCCACUCAGCACAAUCAUUAAAAGAGGUCCUGGACCUUAUCCAGUCUACAGUGGGGGACCAACGAGUGAAGAUAGAGCUUGUUGAUGGGUUUGACCCUCUGCCUGUGAGCUCUGCAGAUGAAAAGUCCUUUGGCUUCCAGAUCAUUAAGAAGACAGUGCUGGACAUGUUUCCAACAGUUACAGUUGCUCCAGGUAUCUGUAUUGGGAACACAGACAGUCGACACUUCAAAGACCUGACGAAUGACAUUUAUCGCUUCGCCCCCAUCUGGUUUAAACCAGGUGACGCUCAGAGAUUCCAUGGGAUCAACGAACGGAUUUCCAAAAAGAACUACGAGGAGCUUGUAGUAUUUUACUUUAGUCUGAUUCAAAACUGUGAUAUUCAGAAGCUCCCCGAACCUCACAGCUCUGUCCAUGAGCUCUAAGGAAUAUACUCAAAAGACUAUGGCUAACAAUCAAACAAAUGCAAUUUAAAAGCCUGUGUUAUUUUUAUUUAUAAUUUCAAUAGCACCCAAUGUAGUCAAUUAAUUUUCUAAAUAUAAUUUGAAUCUGCAUUUUAGACCAUAAGAAUUUUCCAUUAUCCUGCAAUCAGAUUAACAGUUAACAACAAACCGUUAUAUAAAUAAACAAACCUUAACCAUAGCCUUUUAGUCUUGUUUGAUGACCUACAGUGUUGACCUUGUUGUGAUGAAAUUAUAACAGGGUAACCAUGAGGAGCUCUUUAGCAUUUGUAAUUAGGAUUUUGUGCAACACUGCUGUAAUGAUGUUUGAAUGUAUAAUGAUGAUGGUAUUAUUUCAUUAAAUGAGUGAUAACAUUUUCGGUUUCACUGCUGCUUAUAAUACCGUAGUACCUGUAAUAAAUGAUAACUUGUAAUACAA